This is a messenger RNA of Dujonia railenensis, 609 nucleotides long. The record is from the annotation of a GenBank genome assembly. NCBI's taxonomy places the organism in Eukaryota, Fungi, Ascomycota, Pichiomycetes, Serinales, Debaryomycetaceae.
AUGAAAGUAUACUCUUUAUACAUACUAAACAAGGCCGGUGGUUUGAUCUACCAGAAUGAUGUCAAUCCAGAGUUGAACAAGCUAACAGCAAAUGAUUAUCUUGUUCUUGCCGGAACACUACACGGAGUUCACGCUAUAGCGUCGAAUUUGACCCCAAACAUACCACCAAACGGAAAUGCCGGAAAUACACUGGAUAAUGUGCCAACGGCAAGUGGAACGGGGGGACCUGCCCAGAACAACAGUACGUUGAUCGCAACUGGUCGGUCCCAAAAUCCCAACUCCAACAGAACUGGACUCCAGAGCAUUGAAACUGAUUGCUUUAACUUAUACAUAUUCCAGUCGCUUACAGGAAUCAAAUUUAUCAUAAUAACCUCACCAAAUACCAUCGUGCACAAUGUACAGACUUCCGCUGUGCUGCUUGACAUUGAAGAUCAAAUUAAGAACUACAAUAGAGGAGAGUUGGUUAAACAAUGCCAAUUGGCUAACGAGUUGUUCAAACUCAUAUACGUUGCUUACAGUGACUAUGUGAUGAAAAACCCAUUCUAUUCAUUAGAUAUGCCAAUAAAGUGCUCCUUGUUUGAUUUGAAAGUGCUAGAGCUAGUUAAGUAG